Messenger RNA from Populus nigra (black poplar), 901 nucleotides. Its product is annotated as mitotic-spindle organizing protein 1A-like. The transcript is spliced from 3 exons. Gene Ontology annotation, biological process: microtubule nucleation by interphase microtubule organizing center; gamma-tubulin complex localization; mitotic spindle assembly. Bases 339 to 551 code for a protein of 70 amino acids. Lineage: Eukaryota; Viridiplantae; Streptophyta; Magnoliopsida; Malpighiales; Salicaceae. Gene Ontology annotation, cellular component: gamma-tubulin ring complex; spindle; interphase microtubule organizing center. The record is from RefSeq and is a predicted model, not a curated record.
UCCUGGUAAUCAUAGGAGAGAAAAAAAUGAUAUCUCCUGAGGCCCAAGAACUUGGGAGGAAAUGAGUGUCAAUAAAGUCUACUGGGCUAUUUUAAAUCUCUGAGUGGUUUCGUGGGCUGCACCUAAAAACUCUCUCACACACACCUAGGAAAAUUUUACCUUUUUCUUUUUGGACAAAUUACAAAUUUUCGCUCUACUCGCAUUUGAUUCUCUUUCAAAUUCGUUACAAGAUCGAACCCAUUUGACUGAAAACGGAAAAGGGUGUUCUUAAAUUGAAGCAAACGAGAGAAUUAUCCUCAAAGACUUGACUUUCAGAUAUUGUGAAAUUUGUUACUGUUAUGGAUCCAGAGGCUGCAAAGACUGCAAGAGAAUCUUUGGAUUUGACAUUUCAUAUGUCAAACCUUCUCAAUACAGGACUUGAUCGACACACCCUUUCGGUGCUUAUUGCUCUUUGUGAUUUGGGUUUGAACCCUGAAGCACUGGCUGCUGUUGUGAAAGAACUCCGAAGUGAACGUGUUUCAUCCUCUAGUGCUCCAAUACCGAAACCAUAAUUAGGCUCGUGCAUCUCCAUGCCACUUAAAAUGUGUUGACUGAACUCCAGUAUGGCUUUACCCAGCAGGACCUUUGGGUUGCAGAAAUUCAAGUUUUCCUCUGAAGCAAAGUUGCAGCUCUCUCUCGGAACAAGAACAGAUCAAAGGCAGCAGAUAUUGAAGGUGCAGAAGUGUGGUUGUUGAUAGUUUACCUUCUUGUUGGAAGUUUUAGUUUUUCUUCCCCACUGUUUCAGAAGCCUUUCUAGGGCAGUGCUUAUGAUGUUUCUCUCCAGUAGAUUUAUAACACUUGCUGUGUAUGGAGCUCCUACCAUUCCUUUAUGUAUGGAUUGCAUAACCUUUAUGUGCUGAAA